UAUUUGAUGACUUAUAAUGAAAGAAAAAUAUUCAAAUUUGAUAAUAAUUUAAAAUAAAUUAUUUAAGAAAUUGAAAUGCCUAAAGAAAUAAGAGAAGGAUGGGGAAUGUGUGUAUAUAAUAAAGAUACUUUAUUAGUUUCGGAUGGCUCAAAUAGAAUUUUUCAUAUAAAUGCUCAUAACUUUUCUAUUAAAAAAAUUAUAGAAGUACCUUAAUAUAAAAACUUAAAUGAACUCGAAAUGGUAAAAGGAAAUCUUUUUAUUAAUAUUUUUAUGAGUCCUUAUAUAAUUGUUAUAAAUCCGGAAAGUGGAAAAGUUUUAGAAUAAUUAGAUUUUAGUUAAUUAGAAAAAUAGCUUUAUCAAGAAAUUAAUUUAGAUUAUGAGGCAGUUAUGAACGGAAUCGCAUAUCAUGAGGAAACUGAUACUUUACUUUUGACAGGAAAAUUAUGGCCAUAUAUUUAUUAGAUUUAAUUGAUUAAAAGUUGA
Ichthyophthirius multifiliis is the source of this 483-nucleotide messenger RNA. RefSeq lists its product as hypothetical. Gene Ontology annotation, molecular function: protein binding; glutaminyl-peptide cyclotransferase activity. Lineage: Eukaryota; Ciliophora; Oligohymenophorea; Hymenostomatida. The record is from RefSeq and is a predicted model, not a curated record. The transcript has a single exon.